Molecule: messenger RNA, 661 nt
Organism: Zingiber officinale
Lineage: Eukaryota; Viridiplantae; Streptophyta; Magnoliopsida; Zingiberales; Zingiberaceae
Product: polyamine oxidase 3-like
Exons: 5
Coding region: 31-621 (196 amino acids)
Biological process (GO): polyamine catabolic process
Cellular component (GO): peroxisome
Molecular function (GO): polyamine oxidase activity
Source: RefSeq, a predicted model, not a curated record
CUUGUUCUUGUGUUGGAUUUAUUAUUAAUUAUGUUUUUUUUCAUGGUGUUAAAAUAUAUUCUAGUUUGCAUUUUACUGCUUCACAUCAACAUAUAUAUCUAUAUAUAUAUUGACUUAAAUUUUCUUGCAGCAUCAUUCUAUCAGAAGACUGAAGCAAGGCAAUCUCACUCUCCUUCUGCCAUUGUCAUUGGUGGUGGAUUUGCAGGGAUUGCAGCUGCUCAUGCACUGAAAAAUGCAGCUUUUCAGGUUGUGCUUUUAGAAUCUCGGGAUAGAAUUGGUGGUCGAGUUCACACUAACUACUCAUUUGGUUUUCCUGUUGACAUGGGAGCAGCCUGGUUGCAUGGUGUCUGCAACGAGAAUCCAUUGGCAUCUUGGAUUGGAAGACUUGGUCUACCAAUUUAUCGAACUUCUGGUGACAAUUCUGUCUUGUAUGAUCAUGACUUGGAGAGCUACGCACUCUUUGAUGGUGAUGGACAUCAAGUGCCUCAAGAUCUAGUGGAAAAAGUUGGUAAGGUGUUUGAAACCAUUCUGGAAGAGGCUAACAAACUCAGGUAUGAAACAAAUGAAGACAUGUCUAUAGCACAUGCUAUUAAGCUAGUCAUGGAGAGGCAUUCAAUAUGAUGCAUUAUUAAUGAAUUAAGUCUACUUUAUGAGAUUUCAG